Messenger RNA from Linepithema humile (Argentine ant), 817 nucleotides. The record is from RefSeq and is a predicted model, not a curated record. Lineage: Eukaryota; Metazoa; Arthropoda; Insecta; Hymenoptera; Formicidae.
UACAAUAACAAAUUUGCAUAAUGUAAAUGUUAUGGAAAAUGUUAAUACUGAAAACAUAGAAGAAUGCAAAGAACUUUCUUCUACUUCUAAAAUAUAUGGUGGAUGUGAGUUUAGUGAUGUGGAGAAAUGUGUUAAACGAUUGACGUAUAGCAUGUCUGAAGAAGUAUCACCAGAUGAAGGAAAUAUACUUUCUAUUGAUCAACAAGAUGAUUCACAAACCAUUGAUGUUCCAUUAUUUCAUGGUCUUCAUUCUUCUCCAAUUGCUAAUGAUACUGAUGGGGAUUCGGAAUAUGUACCUACGGAGCACAGUUCUUCUUCACACAUACAUGAUGAAUCUAUACAACACGUGAAAAAUAUGAACAAGACUACAACUUCAGUUUCAAGUUUGGACACUUCAAACGCGAAUACUGUUGGCACAACAAUAUGUAACGACGAGAUCAUACAUUUAGUAACAGUUCAUCGUAACAAAGCAGAAGUAAAAAAAUUUGUUGUGUUACCUGCUAAACACCCAGAAAGAUUGAAAAUGAUAGAAGCUAUACGAAAAAAUGGAAACUUUAAGUUUAACACACAAGCCGAACUUAAUACUGGACAAUUAAUUUUCAAUCUGAAUGAUACUGAAAUUUCGGAUCUCGCAACGUUUAUGGGUCAUGCGGAUAAAAUACAUAAGGAGCACUAUAGGCAACCACAAGCAAGCAGAGAUAUACUUAAAAUUUCUCGAUAUCUAGAAGCAGUACAAGGAGGAAAUGAACAAGAAUCAGAGAAUGAAUCGAAUAGCGAUUCUAGAAAAAGAAAAUACUUUAAACCAGGAUAUUCUUAA